This is a messenger RNA of Pseudonaja textilis, 819 nucleotides long. RefSeq names its product C-X-C motif chemokine 11. Gene Ontology annotation, molecular function: chemokine activity. Gene Ontology annotation, cellular component: extracellular region. Gene Ontology annotation, biological process: immune response. The record is from RefSeq and is a predicted model, not a curated record. NCBI's taxonomy places the organism in Eukaryota, Metazoa, Chordata, Lepidosauria, Squamata, Elapidae.
GGAAUUCCCUGAAGAGUGACAGUGGGUGAAUUCAGGCAAUAAAUUAGCUGUUCACCAGGUCAAGAACACCUCUUCUCUAUCUGGAUCGCAAGCAGGAAAGAGAACUCAGCGCCGAGAUGACCAAACAAGCUUUUUUCACCGUCCUUGUCCUUCUGGCUUGCUGUGUGGCUCUAAUACAAGGAUUGCCCACCUCCCACCGGGAGCGCUGUUUCUGCAGAAGAUCAGGAAUGCUGUUCGUGAACAUGGAUCGUGUGACAAAAGUCGAAUACCACAAGUCAACCAGCAGCUGUGGACAAGAAGAACUGCUGGUGAUCCUUAGAAACAGCCGAAAACGCUGCGUGAACCUGAACGGGGACCAAGGCAGGAGAAUUAAACAGGCAAUUAUGGAAGGAAGAAAUGUCAUCAAAAGAAGUUCAAGCUGAGUUUUGGAGAAGCUGCUUCACAAAUACUUACUGGAGACAUUUAAUCAGCUUCUGAAGGACUCCUAAUUUAUGACACUCAAGUUGGGAGCCACUGGUCCAACAGCGUUAUUCUUGUCAAGCUGAUGGGGUUUAGAAGUUAGCCCCAAGUACUUCCUGCAGGAAUUUAUUAAAACAAGUACAAGAGUGAUGCAAUGAGGCAAAAUGUCUGGGAUUUUCUCUUGAUUUUGACAUCUCUAUGGAAGAGCUUCAUUCUUCCUAAUCAACCAAGCCAGGAAAAUGUGAUACGGGCAUCCUUCAUUCCUGAACAUUUUAUGCUUGUAACACCAAUGCAGAUAGAGAGUCCUUGAUUUACAACCACCACUGAGCCCAACAUUUCUGUUGCAGUGAAUUUUGCUCC